AUGCAGCGGACCGAGGCCAACGGGACUCAGCGCAGGCUCUUUUCGUUAAAGGUUGACGUUCCCGACGGCUCCUCAAACUCACCAAGCGCUUCACCUAUGCAUGGUAGGCCGAGAGAAAAGGCACCGAAGACGCUAACAUGGAACGAGAUACCACUCUGGCAGAGAGAUAAUGAGUACAUCUUGACAGGGUAUCGCCGUGUUCAGAACAGUUGGCGAGGUUGUAUCGGGUCUGUGUUUGGAUAUCUACACAACGAGACUAUCAACAUUCACUCCCACCUGCUCGGGGCUGCCCUUUUCUUGCUCAUCCUAUGUUCUUUUCAAACAUUUUGGGUGGCCGGCCACGCAUCCGCGUCCGCAACCUUUCACACUGCAACUUGUCACUCUGAGCGGGUUUUUCACCAGUGUCACGCUCUAGACUACUCCGGUAUUGUCGUCCUCAUUGUUGGAUCCUUUGUACCCUGCCUCUACUAUGGAUUCUACUGCGAGCCACUGGCUCAGACAUUCUACUUGGGGUUGAUCUUCAGCGCCGGGGUUGGCGCAGCAUAUAUCGUCCUCAACCCUGAGUAUGCUCAGCCCUCACACCGCGGUGCACGUACAGGGGUCUUCAUCGUACUAGGACUCACUGCCAUCGUGCCUGUGACACAGCUUUUGUUUACUCACGGCCCCGUGCAUAUGUUCUCGGAGAUGGGGCUCGGUUGGCUGCUCCUCUCAGGGGCACUCUACAUAUUCGGGGCGCUCAUCUACGCAAACCGCAUUCCAGAGCGCCUUUCCCCUGGACGGUUUGACCACUUCUUUGCCUCUCAUCAGAUCUUCCACGUUUGCGUUGUCAUUGCCGCACUGGCUCACUGGGUGUGUCUUGUAUCGGCGUUUCAACACUGGCACUCGAGACCAGAUGUAUGCCUGCUGUAG
Molecule: messenger RNA, 909 nt
Organism: Coniophora puteana RWD-64-598 SS2
Lineage: Eukaryota; Fungi; Basidiomycota; Agaricomycetes; Boletales; Coniophoraceae
Product: HlyIII-domain-containing protein
Exons: 9
Coding region: 1-909 (302 amino acids)
Cellular component (GO): membrane
Molecular function (GO): signaling receptor activity
Source: RefSeq, a predicted model, not a curated record